Messenger RNA from Aspergillus heteromorphus CBS 117.55, 1543 nucleotides. RefSeq names its product C2H2-type zinc finger protein. Bases 150 to 1436 code for a protein of 428 amino acids. Lineage: Eukaryota; Fungi; Ascomycota; Eurotiomycetes; Eurotiales; Aspergillaceae. Gene Ontology annotation, molecular function: RNA polymerase II cis-regulatory region sequence-specific DNA binding. The record is from RefSeq and is a predicted model, not a curated record. The transcript has a single exon. Gene Ontology annotation, cellular component: nucleus; cytoplasm.
AGCGGCGAUCGACUGGCCGAUAUAGCUACCCCUGGUCGCGACGCACAUCGCAGGGCCUCGGCUCCUCAUCCAUCCCUUCCGAACGUGUCCUUUUAACCCGGCUCUGUCCUACCUUUUCGAUCCUCCCCCGGGAUUAGCACAAGUUUCACAUGCCGCCCCCGGCCUCUUCAGUGGAUUUCUCCAAUCUGCUGAACCCCCAGAGCAGUCCCGUUGAUUCGACCCCCUCGACACCGGUGGAUAGCUCCCAAGGACCUUCUACCCCGUCCAGCACACAGUCCACUUCCACCAUGGCCUCAUCUGUCAGCCUGCUUCCUCCUCUCAUGAAGGGCGCUCGCCCGACAACCGAAGAAGUGCGCCAGGACCUUCCCCGCCCAUACAAGUGCCCUCUCUGUGAUCGCGCAUUCCACCGUCUGGAGCACCAGACCAGACACAUUCGCACGCAUACAGGCGAAAAGCCGCAUGCAUGCCAGUUCCCGGGCUGUACCAAGCGCUUCAGCCGUUCGGAUGAACUGACGCGCCACUCGAGAAUUCACAACAACCCCAACUCGAGACGCAGCAACAAGGCCCAACAUCUGGCGGCUGCGGCUGCGGUGGCAGCGGGUCAGGACAAUGCCAUGGCCAACACUGCCAGUGCGAUGAUGCCGCCUCCCAGCAAGCCGAUGACCCGCUCCGCGCCUGUUUCGCAGGUCGGCUCUCCCGACAUCUCGCCCCCGCACUCCUUCUCCAGCUACGCGAACCACAUGCGAUCGAAUCUGGGACCGUAUUCCCGGAAUAGCGAGCGGGCCUCUUCUGGUAUGGACAUCAACCUCCUCGCCACAGCUGCGUCGCAGGUGGAACGCGACGAGCAUUUCAGCUUCCAUGCGGGCGGUCCUCGCAGUCACCAUCUGUUCAGUACGCGCCACACUGGCAAUGGUCGCCUCCCUUCCCUGUCCGCUUAUGCGAUUUCGCACAACAUGAGCCGCUCCCACUCCCAUGAGGAGGAGGACGGCUACUCGCAUCGCGUCAAGCGCUCGAGGCCCAACUCCCCGAACUCGACUGCUCCUUCUUCACCCACCUUCUCUCAUGACUCCCUCUCCCCCACGCCCGACCACACCCCCCUCGCGACCCCCGCUCACUCGCCGCGCCUGAGGCCGCUGGGUUCCAACGACCUGCAUCUGCCUUCGAUCCGGCAUUUGUCGCUGCACCACACUCCGGCCCUGGCUCCGAUGGAGCCGCAGCCGGAGGGCCCCAACUACUAUAGUCCAACCCAGGGGCACGUUGGACCGAGCAUCUCCGACAUUAUGUCGAAACCGGACGGGACGCAACGCAAACUGCCGGUGCCGCAGGUGCCCAAAGUCGCCGUCCAGGACAUGCUAAAUCCGGGCAGCGGAUUCUCCUCGGUCACGACAUCCACCGCCAGCUCGGUUGCCGGCGGUGAUCUGGCCGAACGCUUCUAGAUCAUAUUCCAACCAAAUUUCUGGGUUGUGUAAAAAUUGGGUUCGCAAAUCAUCAGUUUUUCAUGCGCGCUACGAACGAAUAGACUUGUGCAUUUACAGUGGUUCAU